AUGAAGAUCUUUUCACUUGUCAUGAGCGUUGGAAGCCUCGCACACCCUGCCCUUGCCUUGGACACCAGAGCUAUAGAUAGGUCUCGUGUUCCCUUCUCAUCAGGUUUCCGCCAGCCAGAGCCGCCGAUGGUCGAGCCGGAGUUCAGAGCAAAUUGGAAUCAGCAUAAGUGGGACGCUAACGUAUCCCACAUUGCCUCCGGCUUCGUUUACAAUUCCCCCUCGCAACGGAAAGUUCGCGUCGAUGAGGCAUAUGACUCCACAUUUGGUUCCUCGCUGUUGGACUACAACAACGUCACGCAGGAAGGCGUAGCCAACCGAUUGUGGACUCUGAGUCCUGCCAUCACCUCGCCGCCGGCAUGUUUUGAGGGCUUCACCAAUCCAGCUUUCCCUCUCAUCUCCGCGGAUUUUCUCGUUGCGAACAACGCUAUCUAUGGAGGCGAGGUGCAUGAUGCGCUUGCAGGAAAGGUGUCUUCCUGGGACAUCCUGUAUCAAGGAGCCAUACCGGUGACAGUCCUUCUCGGCGAGGACAACAUCAUUCAGGGCUACGAUUUCGUUGGUCCAGAAACGCGAGCACGUGCCAUCACCAGGUUCUUCAACAUCAUCGUUGGCCCAAUCAGGCAGAUGUCAUCCUCAGAAAGUGCAGACCAGAGGCAGAUAGCACACCAAUAUGGUGAAAGGACUAAGCUUCUUUGGAAUGUGGAAGGAGGGAAAAAGUAG
Molecule: messenger RNA, 717 nt
Organism: Endocarpon pusillum Z07020
Lineage: Eukaryota; Fungi; Ascomycota; Eurotiomycetes; Verrucariales; Verrucariaceae
Exons: 4
Coding region: 1-717 (238 amino acids)
Source: RefSeq, a predicted model, not a curated record